Messenger RNA from Penicillium coprophilum, 705 nucleotides. It is a transcript of the gene tpcF, whose product is annotated as glutathione S-transferase tpcF. NCBI's taxonomy places the organism in Eukaryota, Fungi, Ascomycota, Eurotiomycetes, Eurotiales, Aspergillaceae. The transcript has a single exon. The record is from RefSeq and is a predicted model, not a curated record. The coding region runs from base 1 to 705 and encodes 234 amino acids.
AUGGCAUCCACAAUCAAACCCAUUCAGCUCUACGGUGGCAUCUUGGGCCCCAAUCCCCUCAAAGUCGGCCUCAUCCUCACACUCCUCGAAGUACCAUAUGAAGCUGUACCAGUUCCCUUCGCGAAAGUCAAGGAUCCCGAGUAUACAGCAAUCAAUCCCAACGGACGCCUACCUUCGAUCCAUGACCCAAACACCGAUCUGACUAUUUGGGAGAGCGGUGCCAUCGUCGAGUACCUCAUAGAGCGCUACGACACCGCUGAACCACGCAAGCUGAGCUUCACACCGCGCAGCGCAGAGGCUGAGCUUGCACGCUCGUUCCUCUAUCUCCAGAUCUCUGGCCAGGGUCCAUACUACGGACAAGCAUUUUGGUUUAAAAGAUUCCACGCGGAGAAAGUCCCUAGUGCAGUCAACCGUUAUAUUAACGAAACGAAGCGCGUGACGGGCGUGCUCGAUUCGUGGCUGGGCAAGCAGAAGGAGGCCAACAAGGGUGUCGGAGAUGGUCCCUGGCUGGUCGGCAACAAGAUGUCGUACGCUGAUGUAGCGUUCAUUGCUUGGCAAUUGACGGCACACACACAUUUUGUCGAUGAUGGAUUCAAUGCCGACGAGUUCCCGAACGAGAAGGAGUGGUAUGAACGCAUGACGUCUAUGAAGGUGAUCAAGGAUGUUCUGGAUUCUUCAGCUGAGCAGAUGGCCAAGGGGCAUUGA